Messenger RNA from Scophthalmus maximus (turbot), 530 nucleotides. RefSeq names its product ubiquinol-cytochrome-c reductase complex assembly factor 3. Gene Ontology annotation, biological process: mitochondrial respiratory chain complex III assembly. The transcript is spliced from 2 exons. The record is from RefSeq and is a predicted model, not a curated record. The coding region runs from base 105 to 335 and encodes 76 amino acids. NCBI's taxonomy places the organism in Eukaryota, Metazoa, Chordata, Actinopteri, Pleuronectiformes, Scophthalmidae.
GGUAGUGCGCCACCAAACCACCAAUAACACUCAAAGUGCAGACGCUGUGUCCGACGUUACCCAAGUCCCUGUCAGUGGAUGGAUGGUGGGCUACACCUUCCAGGAUGAGCAGCCUACGAAGCAUCCUGAGCUCCGGCGCGGUGGUCGCAAUGGUGGGGGUCGGCUUUGGGAUGUGGACUGUGAUCGCACCGGGAGAAGACCGGCGGAAGGAGCUGCUCAAGAAUCUGCCUGAAUCAAACCCAAUGCGAAUGGAAGAGACGAGGAGGAGGAACGCUCUGGUGAUGCAGGCGCUGAAGGAUGCGGCGGAGACCGACGACAACAUUGCGCGACGAUAGUCAGGACCUGUCAAAUAGACCUGCUGGAGAAAUCUUCACUCAGCUGACAUGAAGCACCUGUAAUAAAAAUGGACGUUCUAUCAUUUAACUGGAAGGUUGUUGUCUAAUAUGUAGCUCUUAUGUCUGUAUUGCAUGUGAAAAGAGUUGAUCAUUCGGUGUUGAAAUUGUUUAUUAAAAUUCUCUUAACCCAACGAA